Theobroma cacao (cacao) is the source of this 1288-nucleotide messenger RNA. It is a transcript of the gene ATSDI1, whose product is annotated as Tetratricopeptide repeat (TPR)-like superfamily protein. The record is from RefSeq and is a predicted model, not a curated record. Gene Ontology annotation, molecular function: protein binding. Lineage: Eukaryota; Viridiplantae; Streptophyta; Magnoliopsida; Malvales; Malvaceae.
AAAAGUCCAACCUGUGGUGGCAGCACUGUUUGAGACCUAUGUUCAACUUAAGCACUUGGACGCAGAGUCGACCAGGUUCAUGGGGUUUCUCCAACCCCAUUAUUGCAAGCUAGCUAUUUGGUGGUAAAGACCCAGCCCAGCUUAAGAUUGUGCAUACAACGGAAACACACCCCCUCAUCUGUCCUUCCCUUCCAAAUUCCUCACUGUGUACAAGCAAGGGGGACAGAAAGAGAGAGAGAAAGGAUGGAAGGCAGCACGGUGAUGGUGAGCUCCAAGAAUAAGAUGAUGGGCUCAAGCAAAGAACAGCUUUAUCACGUUAUUCAUAAAGUGCCUCAGGGCGAUACUCCAUAUGUUAAAGCCAAACAUGCUCAGCUGGUACAAAAGGACCCAGAAGCAGCAUUAGUUUUGUUCUGGAAAGCAAUAAAUGCCGGGGAUAGAGUCGACAGUGCACUAAAGGACAUGGCAGUGGUGAUGAAGCAACUAAAUAGAACCGAAGAAGCCAUUGAAGCUAUCAAGUCUUUCAGGGGCCGUUGCUCAAAACAAGCACAAGAAUCACUCGACAAUGUUCUUAUUGACUUAUACAAGAAAUGUGGGAAAGUAGACGAGCAGAUUGACUUAAUAAAACGAAAACUAAGAUUAAUAUACCAGGGAGAGAUCUUCAAUGGAAAACCGACCAAGACUGCCCGCUGCCAUGGAAAGAAGUUUCAAGUUUCCGUUAAGCAAGAAACUUCAAGAUUACUGGGAAAUUUGGGGUGGGCUUACAUGCAAAAAUCGAACUACCUGACAGCAGAGGUGGUGUAUCGAAAAGCACAGAUGAUUGACCCGGAUGCCAACAAGGCCUGCAACUUGGGCCUUUGCCUUAUCAAACAGGGCAGAUAUGAUGAUGCACGUUCAGUCCUUGGAGAGAUAUUGCGAGGUCAAAUUCCAGGCUCAGAAGACAUUAGAGCCAGGAGAAGAGCUGAGGAAUUGUUAAUGGAGCUGAAAGCCGUGCAGCCACCGUUGGAAUUGUCGGAUAUUCUGGGCCUUGAGGACGAAUUUGUCAACGGGCUUGAUAUGUUGAUGAAUGAAUGGGCCCCUGUUAGAUCCAAGAGACUCCCCAUUUUUGAAGAGAUCUCUUCAUUUAGAGAUCAAUUGGCUUGUUAAUAUUUGUUCAAAAGGGUGUUUGUGCUAUAUGAUUGGGGUAGGAUUACUUGUGUUAGAUAUGUAGGAAUAAGGUAUGAUGUAAAUAGUGUACAACUUCAUAUUCAAAACAUAUUUGCCUUUUUAAUAAGACUAGUUUUUCUUUUUA